AUGGCUUCCUUACCACAAGCCCAUUUAUUUUCUCUCAUUUUGCUCUCUCUCACAUCGUUCUCCAUCUCCCAAACACCCUUAAUCCACCCUAAUGCUCUUGUUCUUCCCCUCACUAAACAUGCCUCAACUCUCCAAUAUGUCACCAUUAUCAGCCAAAGGACACCUCUAGUGCCCUUGAACGUUAUUGUGGAUCUUGGUGGCCAGUUUCUAUGGGUUGGUUGUGGCUCCAAUUAUGUCUCGUCUUCCUACCGCCCGGCUCGAUGCCACUCGAGCCAGUGCUUCUUAGCCCAUGGUCCCAAAAGUUGUGACCAUUGCCUGUCUAGGGGUAGACCCAAGUGUAACAAUGGGACAUGCAUUUUGUUCUCAGAAAAUGUGUUUACUAGCAAAGUCUCAGCUGGGGACCUCAGUGAGGAUGUGCUCAGUCUCCAAUCCACAGAUGGCCUAAACCCUAGAAGUGCGGUGGCUAUUCCCCAUUUUCUAUUCUCUUGUGCCCCAGAGGUUCUCUUACAAGGCCUUGCUGGUGGGGCUGAAGGAAUUGCAGGCCUCGGCCAUGGCAGAAUUGGGCUGCCUACACUGCUCUCCUCUGCACUCAACUUCACCAGAAAAUUCGCCGUCUGCCUUCCUCCAACCACAACCUCAAGUGGGGUUAUCUUUUUUGGCGAUGGGCCUUAUGCUUUGCUCCCGGGCAUUGAUGUAUCCAAGCUACUCACCUACACUCCUCUUAUCAAAAACCCUAGAAGCGUGGCCGCUAGGGUUUAUGUCACUGAACCUUUGCCUUCAUAUGAGUAUUUCAUCAGGGUUAAGUCGAUUCAAAUCAAUGGAAAACAAGUACCAUUGGAUUCAUCACUGUUAGCUAUCAACAAGAACGGCAUUGGUGGGACAAAGAUCAGCACUGUAAAUCCCUACACUCUGCUACAAACCUCCAUAUACAAUUCCUUCACCAAGCUUUUUCUGCAAGAGGCCAUGGCACAUAAUGUUGCUAGGGUUUCUCCGGUAGCGCCAUUUGAUGUUUGUUUUAGCACAAAAAACACCAAUGGAGCUUUUUCUACUCCUGCCAUUCCUGUUAUUGAUCUUGUGUUGCAGAAUAAGAAGGUGUUUUGGAGGAUUUUUGAGACCAAUUCCAUGGUGCUGGUGGGUGAUGAUGUUGCUUGCCUAGGGUUUUUGGAUGGUGGGUUGAACCAAAGGACUUCAAUUGUGAUUGGAGGGCAUCAAUUGGAGGAUAAUCUUCUGCAGUUUGAUCUUGAAUCAUCAAGGUUGGGGUUUACUUCUUCACUGCUGUUAAGGGAGACCAGUUGUGCCAAUUUUAAUUUUACAUCUAGCCUUUGAUA
Messenger RNA from Vitis riparia (riverbank grape), 1328 nucleotides. RefSeq names its product probable aspartic proteinase GIP2. The coding region runs from base 1 to 1326 and encodes 441 amino acids. The transcript has a single exon. The record is from RefSeq and is a predicted model, not a curated record. NCBI's taxonomy places the organism in Eukaryota, Viridiplantae, Streptophyta, Magnoliopsida, Vitales, Vitaceae. Gene Ontology annotation, biological process: proteolysis. Gene Ontology annotation, molecular function: aspartic-type endopeptidase activity.